UGAGGGGCGUGGCCUGAAAACAAUUGUCCAGGCUGGACCAAUCUAUACCGGGGAGGUGCCUACCUGGGCCCAGGUGCGCUCCGCUCUUCGUCUGUCGGUGAUGAAGCGGGCCCAGGCGGCAUCGGAAGGAGACCAGGCCGAGUUCCCAAUGGAGCCCCUGGGGAGCCAGGUCGCGGAGCCGGAGCAGCUGCAGGUCCCCGCCGACGAACUACGGCUUGAGGGUCUCGAGAGCAGCCCGAAUCUGGUCCGAGCCGUAAAGAAGGCGGCGGGCGCGGGCCAGGACCUCGCCGGCGGGAAGCAGCAGCCCCCGGCCCGCCCGGCGCUCACGCGGCUGCCGCCAUCCAGCCUGGGCUACGGCGCCUUCCGCCGCCAGACGUCCGCGGACUCCGAGCCGCCGUCGCCCGGCCCUUCCGUGGCCGAGCGGCCCCAGGCCGGCGAGGCGCCGGGGGCCGAGCUGGUGUCGGGGGAGCAGCUGCCUGGCGCCUGGGCCCCGGUGGAAUUGCAGGUGGACGUGCGCGUGAAGUCCGUGGGCGCGGCCGGGAGCAGCCGCGCGCCCUCGCCGGCGCCCUCCACGCGCUUCCUCACCGUGCCGGUGCCCGAGUCCCCGGCCUCCUGCCGCCACGCCUUCCCCACCCACCCGCUCCUGCCGCGGACCCCAGCGCGGCCGGAGCGCGGCCUCGACGCCGAGGGCCGGGCCAGCCCCGCCGACGGGCGCGCGGAGCCCGCGGGCUCUCCCACCACGUGCGGCGGCCGCUGCAGGGAGCUGGGGCUGGAGAAGGAGGACGCGCUGCUGCCCCGCGCCGAGACGGACAGCGACGAGAAGCUGCCCCGGGCCAUAGAGAUCAUGGGGCUGCCUCUGUACAUGAAGUCCCUGCGCUGGGCCCUAGUGGUCAUGGCUGUGUUUCUGGCAGUGUCCGCGGUCACCAUUGUGGCCCUGGCUUCUAGAGUAGGGGCCACUUGCCAGCCGUGCCCCCCGGGCUGGAUGUGGUGUGAGGAGCAUUGCUACUACCUCUCUGCCGAGGCUCGGGCCUGGGAGGCCAGCCAGGCCUUCUGCUCGUCUCACCAUGCCACCCUCCCCCUGCUGGGCCACAUCCAGAGAGAAUCCCAAGCAGGCUCUUCACUUCAGUACAGGCCUCUUGUGCUAGUUGACUUAGCCGUGAUGUUUUCUUCCUCAAAUACUUCUGGAUUUGACUUGUUAAUAUUUUACUUAAGAUUCCACAUACAUAACAUUCUGUUUUCUUGGACUGUUCCUGCCCAGUCUUGACACAGAGCUGUUCUGUGCUGCACAACAGGGAAGGUGGUUCCUGCCUUCUUUCUCUCAGAGAGUUCCCUGGAGAUAGACAGAAAACCAUGCUGGAGAAAAUGUUUUACAGUGAACAUGAGUUAUUUCAUUACCAGGAAUAGCACUGACGUUUCAGAAAACAUGGAGAAAUGAGAAAGAUACAAUGUAGAUUGAAAACCAUCAAAUCUCAGUAUGGUAAAAAUAAAUAUACAAAGGAAAAACAGAAAGGAAAUAUGUAUAGUAAUAUCCUAAUUGUGGUUACCGCUGGGGGCAAGAUUACGAGUGAUUUUUUUUUUCUUCUUUAAAGUUUUAAUUUUUUCUAAUCUUCUAAAUGUUCUGUGAAUAAUGUGUGCUACGUAAUUAGGAGGAAAUGCUAGAGGGACAGUAGCCCUGUAAGCAGGAGGUCAGUAUUUAAGCGUUUUUGUCGGGGGCCUGCGCCAGACCUGAGUUCUUAUAUUUGUCAGAUAAGAACAUUCUCAGGCCCCUGGUUGCGUCUGCAAAAUGGAGGCCAGUGGGAAUGGAGGUGGGUCCCUAGAGAGUGGCUGGAGCUGGGGAGGGGACCCAGCUGGGCAGUGACCCACUGAGCACAGCAAGUGUCCUCGGAAAGCCUGUCCCUGCCCUCCAGCCUCUAAGCAGACGGGUUGAGUUCAGAAUGACCUCAGCCCUCUGAGCAAAAACUUCCCUGUGGCUGGUGGGUCCUCCAAGGGGGAGAUGAACUUCACCAAAUUGCAAGCUUCAGAUAAAGAAUUCUUUUAACUUUUUUUUAACAGUUUU
Messenger RNA from Acinonyx jubatus (cheetah), 2056 nucleotides. It is a transcript of the gene KLRG2, whose product is annotated as killer cell lectin like receptor G2. The coding region runs from base 101 to 1264 and encodes 387 amino acids. The record is from RefSeq and is a predicted model, not a curated record. NCBI's taxonomy places the organism in Eukaryota, Metazoa, Chordata, Mammalia, Carnivora, Felidae. The transcript is spliced from 4 exons.